UGACUGAAAUUGAAAAAGCAUGACCCUCCCCCAUUGUCCUAUAGGUAACAAUUGUGUACAUUUCGACUGCUCCCUAAUGUAAAUCUCUCUCUCUAGUCUCCCAAUAUUGAUGGUUUAACACAUAAUACACUGUAGCUUACAUCUAAAACACAAUCGAUUGGGUACCACAUUCACCGACGGGGAGACGCGCGCAAAGCUACGGGUAGAUGGCUAGAUGCUCACAAACAUCAACAGAGACAGAGAGAGUGAGAGACAGACAUAACGUGAUAGACAUCAAGAGACGUUUUGGAAUCAAUAAAAACAGAAGAAACAUUGAGAUUCUCCAACAAAGACAUUGGCAAACUAUUCUUACGUUUUGCAUUCUAAGAGUGCGACUCGAUCAAGAACCCUUUGUGGACUGCAACUGAACAGUGAGAAGGCACAGAUCAUAAAAAUUGGAACAAUAAAAACGCUUUGAGAGAAGAAGCUGAACAUUGAUCAUUGUCAUUGAUUGGAUUGGGGUCAAUCAAUUUGUAGGUCAACGUCAAGAAAAUAGAAAGAGUUACCAUGGAAACUAUUCUGUUCUUCCUCUUUUCACUCAUGGUGUAUGUGGCUGUAGUAGCAGACCCAAAUGCUGAGGAUGGUAAAAAGGAAAAGAAAGAGGUGAACCCAUUUGUCUAUGACUAUCAUAGCCUGCGGAUCUGUGGACUGGUCUUUGGCGUGGUACUCUUCACGCUGGGCAUCCUCCUCAUCCUCAGUAAGUCUUCAUACUUCAGCCGAAAAUGUCGCUGCAGUUCCAAUCAGGAGAAGAAGCCCAAGGCCCCUGGAGACGAAGAGGCUACGGCAGAGACCCUAAUCGUGUCCAAGGCUAAGGAGCCAGAGCCAGAGCCUGAAGCUAAGGCUGAAAACUGAGUCAGCCCAAACAGACUGCCCCCCACCUGACCGACGAUCAACCAUAUCUGCCACUGAACCACCAGUGGUGGAAAAAGUACCCAAUUGUCAUACUCAAGUAAAAAUAAAGAUACCUUAAUAGAAAAUGACUCAAGUA
Molecule: messenger RNA, 1027 nt
Organism: Coregonus clupeaformis (lake whitefish)
Lineage: Eukaryota; Metazoa; Chordata; Actinopteri; Salmoniformes; Salmonidae
Product: FXYD domain-containing ion transport regulator 6
Exons: 8
Coding region: 547-891 (114 amino acids)
Biological process (GO): regulation of sodium ion transmembrane transporter activity
Cellular component (GO): membrane
Molecular function (GO): sodium channel regulator activity
Source: RefSeq, a predicted model, not a curated record